Molecule: messenger RNA, 3116 nt
Organism: Haliotis rubra (blacklip abalone)
Lineage: Eukaryota; Metazoa; Mollusca; Gastropoda; Lepetellida; Haliotidae
Product: peroxisomal acyl-coenzyme A oxidase 1-like
Biological process (GO): fatty acid beta-oxidation using acyl-CoA oxidase; lipid homeostasis
Cellular component (GO): peroxisome
Molecular function (GO): acyl-CoA oxidase activity; FAD binding; fatty acid binding
Source: RefSeq, a predicted model, not a curated record
UGGUGCUCGUGAACUUUGACACAGGCAAUAUGGCGUCUUCAACAGUAAACCCGGACUUAGCUCGCGAGAGAAAGAGAGCCACGUUUGAUCCCAUCCAACUGACCUAUGUCUUAUAUGAUGGACCGGAGAAGGUCAGAAGAAACCGAUAUUUACAAUCACUGGCCAUCAACGAUCCGGUGAUUGCCAACAGCCCAAACUGGCACACCCUGAGUCGUGAACAGAAGUAUGAAGAGGUUAUGCGCAAGACGGUGUACUACACCAAAAGAAUAGAGGACCUGGGACUGACCAAACCAGAAGAAAUAUUCGCUUACAGAGAGGCAGGUAUGGCUCAUGAGAACUCGGCGUUUGGUCUCCAUGGCAGCAUGUUCAUCCCGACCAUUGAGAAGACGGGUACAGAGGAGCAGAAGCAGGCAUGGAUCCCCAGAUCAAAGAGAUUUGAGAUCAUCGGAACAUACCAAACGGAACUCGGACAUGGUACAUUUGUACGAGGCUUGGAGACAACAGCAACCUAUGAUCCAAAGAAUAAGGAGUUUGUGAUCAACUCCCCGAACUUGACCUCCAUCAAGUUCUGGCCAGGGGCAUUGGGCAAGACAUCUAAUUACUGUGUAGUGAUGGCCCAGCUUCUCACACAGGGUCAGAACUGUGGGAUACAGGCAUUUAUUGUGCCACUUCGUCGCCUUGACAACCACCAGACACUGCCAGGUGUGACUGUGGGAGACAUUGGCACCAAGUUUGGCUAUGAGAGUAUAGACAAUGGCUUUCUGAAGUUCAAUCAUGUCCGAAUUCCAAGGAUGAAUAUGCUUAUGAGAUAUGCAAAGGUGCUGGAAGAUGGGACCUUCAUUAAGCCAGACAACGAGAAGCUCGUUUAUGGGUCCAUGGUCUUCAUACGUUCUGUCAUCACAAACGAUUGUGCACGCAGCCUUGGUCAAGCCUGCACCAUCGCCAUCCGCUACAGCGCUGUCCGCAGACAAACAGAAGUUAGCCCAAAAGGUGAGGAGGCGCAGGUCCUAGACUACCAGACCCAGCAGUACCGGGUAUUUCCUUGCCUGGCUACAUCCUAUGCAUUGUGGUUUGCUGGGAGGUACAUGGUGGACGUGUACCUGCGGGUCACGCAGCAGAUUGAGAAAGGUGCCCUGGAGGAACUGCCACAGCUCCAUGGCCUUUCGUCAGGUCUCAAAGCCUUCAGCAGUUGGGCAACGUCUAGGAUGAUGGAGGAGUGUCGUAUGUCGUGCGGUGGCCAUGGUUACCUCAACGCUAGCGGCUUCUCCAAAAUCUAUGUCGAUAUAACUCCAGCUUGCACCUAUGAAGGGGAGAAUGUAGUUAUGAUGCUUCAGAGUGCAAGGUUCCUGUUGAAAUGUUUUGCUCAAGCCAAGUCUGGGGCCAAGCUGCCUGGCCUAGUCUCCUGCCUCAACAGACCCUUACGUGGCUCCAGUUCCAUUGACAGUCGGCUGGAGCUCGCAGCACUGUUUGAUGCCUAUGAACACAGAGCUGUCCGACUUAUCACAGAGGCUGCAGGUCGAGUGCAGGGAUUGGUCACAUCAGGGAAGACAGGCCAGCAGGCAUCCAAUCAGGCCUCAGUGCAGCUUGUUGCUGCAGCCAAUGCCUUCUGCCAUGCGUUUGUGCUGAAGACAUUUAUGGACAAAGUAUCGACGGGUGUGUCUGACACAGCGGCAAGGGCAGCCCUCAACACACUGUGUCAUCUGUAUGCUGUGUACGGAAUUGUCACCAAUUUGGGAGAGUUUAUGAUCGACGGCUACGUCAGCAGCAAGCAGGCAACAAUGCUGAAUCAGCGACUUCUGGACCUCUUGGCUGAGAUCAGACCCAAUGCAGUGGCCUUCGUAGAUGCGUUUGACUUCCCUGAUAAUGUCCUCCAGAGUGCCCUGGGUCGCUAUGACGGCAAUGUGUAUGAGGCCCUCUUUGAGUAUGCAAAGGAGUCUAAACUAAAUGAGAAGGACGUCGCAGAUGCAUACCACAAGCACAUGAAGCCUUUCAUGGAUGAGAUGAAGGCCAGAGCCCCACGUUUGACAGCUAACUUGUAAAGACUGACAGAGGAACAAGGUAGUCCUACAGGUUCAGUGUUCUGUGCAGGAGCCUUCAGGUUUGUGUUGGGUAUAGUGGCCAACACGGUGCCCAUGACUUUCGGGACAUCUAUGGGAUGUUUCUGUGCUGUAACCUUUAUCAUCUGUGUCAGCACUGUUUCCAUGGAUACUGCAACUUAUCAAAUUUUAGCCAAAAAUAAGAAAAAGGAAACUAAAGCUGACUUUAUACGAUUUUGCUGUAUUUGAUUGUUUUUAUAGAUUUCUGAUGAUUUUUUUUCCAUAAGUGUACUUUAUCUGGUUUAUGAGGAAUAUUUUGAACCUUAUAAUAGGCCAGUAUCUACUCAAGAUUGUUUUAACACUACCAGUUUCUGUUUGUGAUAAGUAUUUUCUUGGUAAUACAAACUGUCACCUUAUCUUUACACCAUAAUGUUGAUAGUUUUAUGACAUGAAAAACAUAUCAAUUAACAGAUGUUAAAGACACCUGAAUAUUUCAUUUUACUAUAUUUAAUCUAUCAUGCCACGACAGAGUAGGUAUAAUGGGACAGAAGCAGGGACCUGAUCCACAAAGCGUUAGUGGGUGGUGGGGUAGCAUAGUGGUUAAAGCGUUCGCUUGUCACACUGAAGGCCCGGGUUCGAUUUCCCACAUGGGUACAAUGUGUGAAGCCCAUUUCUGGUGUCCCCCGACGUGAUAUUGCUGGAUUAUUGCUAAAGGCGCUGUAAAACUAAACUCACUCACUCUCACACAAAGCGUUAAACACUAUGAUAAACGUAAAUCUAUGAUGAACUAUACAGUUACAACAGCUCUUAGCGCUACAUACGCUUUGUGGAUUGGCGCCCUUGUGUUCUUUAAUUUGUUUUUGAGAGGUAUAUUUUCAAAACAAGAAGCAUAUUUGCAAAAUAUUACUUACAAGGGGCCACCAGUAUGUUAAGUGGACCUAUUCAACCACUUACUAGUGUAGUUCGACUGUGUUUAAUUUCAUAUUACAUUCAGUAAUUCAGCUUAGUCUUUAGUGUGUUAAAAGGAGCCAGUUGAUGAAAUUGAACACACAAUAUGUACAUAAAGAUCUUGAAUAUAUA